This is a messenger RNA of Lingula anatina, 954 nucleotides long. RefSeq lists its product as uncharacterized. Lineage: Eukaryota; Metazoa; Brachiopoda; Lingulata; Lingulida; Lingulidae. The record is from RefSeq and is a predicted model, not a curated record.
AUGCUAACCAAAGGAAGGCGCAUUAAGAGAGCUGGUGCUGAUCGCGCCGAGCAAAUCCCUCCACAGGGACUCCUUUCAGACUUGACCAAGCAUCACCCAGAUAGGAACAUCGACAAGCGAGACGGAAAUUUGGACGACACUUAUCAUCAGCCGCUCUAUACCGAUGGGUCUCAGGUAGAUGACGUUACCUCGAAGGACGCCGCCAAGAUAGCUGAAGAAAUGCGAAGCCGACUGAAAAGUUUCGAGGCAAGACGGCAAGGGGAGGCGGUGAAGAGCGUUCUUAAAGAAGAUGACGACUUAUCGCUGCUGGACCAGAUCGAUAGCGUUCUGGGGGCGCCGCUUAAGAAAGCACUCUUGGAGGUGUUGGAUAAUGAAAUUAAAGACACGGAUAAACCUAGCACCACAGAGAAAAAAUCACACAGUGAGAAAAUCGAUGACAAAAACAACAAAGACUAUCCGUUUUAUCCCGAGAAUUCCAUUCCAAAUCAGAACAGCGAUGACUCGGUUAAAACCUCCAAAGUGGACACAGCAGCUCGCAACCUGGCGAGUUUCAAAACUGGAGUAGGAAAGAGUCGUCCUCGCACUCGUGUGUUGGUGGCAGCCAGCGCCCCAUUGGCAGAUCGCAAUGUCGUGCGUAAGAAGGCCGAGAUGUCAGCUGUGCCGUCGCAGCGACAGGCAUCAACAGCGGUAAAAAAUCCUGGUUCUGAUAGCUUCAUCGCAGAGAAGGAGACUCAGAAACCUCAAACACGGUUCUUAGUUGCGCCUGAUCGCGCUACGGAAGAGAACAGAAAUGAAAAUGAUGCCGCUGUAUCGUCCCAACACCAACAGCAAGCUGAUGUGGUUGACAAAAAGGAGAAUGAGAUAUUUAGUCGCUCCCGAUGCUCCAAUCACCGAAGAGAAGGCGAGAAAGCAAGAAACAAUGGCAGAUCACAACGGCGUGCAAAAGAAGGAUGA